Messenger RNA from Coregonus sp. 'balchen', 1769 nucleotides. NCBI's taxonomy places the organism in Eukaryota, Metazoa, Chordata, Actinopteri, Salmoniformes, Salmonidae. The record is from the annotation of a GenBank genome assembly.
AUGUUUCUGGCCAAGACCAGUCUGGAGGUGACCAACGAGAAGCUGGGGGCUGAGCUGGAGAAGGCCAGACAACGGCUAGUGGUAGUCUAGGGUCAUCCCUGAGUGGGUUGACAGUAAGACCUGGAAGGCCGCUGUGGUAACAAGGUGAGAGAUCCGUUGAAAUGAACCAAGUUAACCAUUGAUUCUCCAUGGGAAUAAUCCCAUUCAGCCCUCAUGUAACCCCCAAAAAACAAGCAAACCCAAUGAACCCAGUCUUUUUACUCCUGUAACUCCUUAAUGCUAAAUAAAACAUGCUAUGGAUAAGAGUGUUGCUAAAUGACUCAAAUGUUAAUGUAAAAAAAGCAUUAACAUUUUCUAGCUAUAGAAUGCCAAUUAUGUACAGAUGGCUGACUGAAGAGCAGUUGGUUUCACUCCCUCCCUUUGGGAUGUUUGAGAGUAAGAUGAAGGAGCUGGAGCCGGACAUCAUCCAGAAGAACUCCAGUCUCUCAGAGCUCAGGCUGCGGAUGCGAGAAGCCAGUGAGAAAGAGGAGAGAGCACAGCGAGUCACCAGCCAACUACAGGACCAGGUUAGAGUCUGAAAAGGCACCCUGUUCCCUAUAUAGUGCACUACAUAGGGAAUAGGGUGCCAUAUGGGACACACUUUGUCAUUCUGGGCCAAUCAAACCAGAUGGUUUGUAAAACGAAAAUGAAGAAGAAUUCCAGUACUAUGCUACAUUGUGUUAAUGUGGGAGCAAACAUUUGUUUUUAUUCUCAAGGUGGAGCUGUUGAAAAACUUUCCCACCGCAGCAAAGACGGGCCUCGCCAAAGAGUUUCAGUCAAUGAGAUGAAUACAUCCCAUAUACCAGCUCUUCAAUAUGGACAAACUUGUGAUGCAUGUAACGUGAUUGCCUUUGCAUAACAUAGCAUUACAAGCGUAUGGUUAACAUAUAGCUAAUAUGGGAAUGCAUUAUCAAAUAUAAACAACACAUUAAAGGAACUUAAAAACAGCAUUUAUGUUUGUAAUAUUCAUUAUUGCAUGGAUGGUUCAUGAAAAUCCAUUUGGUUGUCCAUCACUGAGUCACAAGAAUGUCCCCUUUGUCUUAGAUUUGCCAAUAAUCAUCUGGAGAGUGAGAAGGCAGAGCUGGUACAGAAACUCAGUGAGUACACUGAGAAUUAUGGGACAUCCUUUGCUGGGCCAGUUGAGACAUAAAAAGGCAAUGUGGUCGUGUUUAACAGUAUUCCACUUCAUUCAAAGUAAAGCAGGAACAUCUUUAUUAUAUAUGCGUUCAUGUAUGUUCUGUUAUGUCAAACAAAACUUGUAGUGUUCAAUAAACCCAGGAAUGAUGCAGAACCAGAAAAGGUGCAGUAACUAACAAGCACAAUACAUCCACAUCAACAAGUGUCUCAUGUUUUUGUCGUCAGGUAUGAGGAGCUGCAAACUGAUGAAGGCCACUGAUCAGGAAAAAAGGCAGUUGCAGGUAUUGUGACUUCUGUGAUCUAUAUCUCAUCUAUUUGAGUUGUUUUGAUUGUAGAAAAAUAAGAAUGGCUUAUUCUAAUUUAUUCCUCUGUGAACAUAUUUUUUUAUACCUUCCUGAUUCCAGGCCAAAGUGAAAAAGAUGAAGAAGGAGCUGGAGAACUUUGACCCGACAUUCUUUGAAGAGAUCGAGGACCUUCAGUUUAAUUACAAUCUGGAGGUGAAGAAGAACAUUGUUCUGGAGGAGCAACUGAAGAAAGUGAGUGAACAGUUUGGUGUAGCAGCCGCUGAUAUCCCUGAUAUGUCCAUCAGCUAA